Macrosteles quadrilineatus (aster leafhopper) is the source of this 869-nucleotide messenger RNA. RefSeq names its product DNA-directed RNA polymerases I, II, and III subunit RPABC1 (gene Rpb5). Gene Ontology annotation, molecular function: DNA-directed RNA polymerase activity; DNA binding. The record is from RefSeq and is a predicted model, not a curated record. Gene Ontology annotation, cellular component: RNA polymerase II, core complex; RNA polymerase I complex; RNA polymerase III complex. Bases 107 to 739 code for a protein of 210 amino acids. Gene Ontology annotation, biological process: DNA-templated transcription. NCBI's taxonomy places the organism in Eukaryota, Metazoa, Arthropoda, Insecta, Hemiptera, Cicadellidae. The transcript is spliced from 7 exons.
UUUGUUUAUUCGUUUUCGUUGUUGUCCUUGCUUACUUUAAGCUCAGCAAAGCAACUUAAUUGCACUUUAUCGAAAAGUGUACUUCAGAAACUAAGUAAAGUUAAACAUGGAUGAUGAAGCUGAAACUUACAAGCUUUGGAGGAUUAGAAAAACUGUAAUGCAGUUGUGCCACGACCGAGGUUAUCUUGUCACUCAAGAUGAGUUGGACCAAACAUUAGACCAGUUCAAGGACCAGUUUGGUGAUAAACCUAGUGAAAAGAGGCCUGCAAGAGGGGACCUGAUUGUAUUAGUAGCGCACAAUGAUGACCCUACAGAUCAGAUGUUCGUCUUUUUCCCUGAUGAACCGAAAAUUGGAAUCAAAACAAUAAAAACAUACUGCCAACGUAUGCAAGAGGAAAACAUCCAUAGAGCGAUAAUUGUUGUGCAAGUUGGUAUGACUCCUUCUGCCAAACAGUCACUUGUAGACAUGGCCCCUAAGUAUAUCUUGGAACAUUUCUUGGAGUCUGAACUUCUGAUCAACAUUACCGAACACGAGCUGGUGCCAGAACACGUUGUACUUACUCCUGAGGAGAAGCAAGAACUGCUCCAUAGAUACAAUCUGAAAGAAAACAAUUUGCCCCGGAUUCAAACCGGGGACCCAAUUUGUCGGUAUUUUGGGCUGAGGAGGGGGCAGGUUGUAAAAAUCAUUCGCUCGUCGGAAACUGCUGGAAGAUACAUCUCCUACCGCCUGGUGUGUUAGUUCACUUUUAUACAUGUGUUUUUUUAUUCUUUUAUCUUUACGUAUGAGAAUCAACAAGAGUGACUGUAGGUCUACUGUACAUAUAUUUUCUAAGUUGAGAGACAUUUACGAAUAAAUUGGUUGUAUUGAA